Messenger RNA from Plenodomus lingam JN3, 681 nucleotides. RefSeq lists its product as uncharacterized. The record is from RefSeq and is a predicted model, not a curated record. Gene Ontology annotation, cellular component: nucleus. NCBI's taxonomy places the organism in Eukaryota, Fungi, Ascomycota, Dothideomycetes, Pleosporales, Leptosphaeriaceae.
AUGUCACACUGCCACGAUGAACACUCACACUCGCACUCGCACGCCCACGGCGACGAUGGCCACGACCACAGCGACGACAUAACACCAGCCCUCCAAAACAUUCUCCACGCACAAAUCGACUUCCCACGGCUCCUCACGCUCAACGAAUCCACGCCGGACAGCGGACGCGCCAUCUGCCAAAAAACAUGGGCGCAGCGGCUCAGUCCGACCCCGGAACUCGUCUCUAGCGCGGACGAGCAACUGCUCAUGAUUGUCCCCUUCACUGGCCAAGUCCGCUUGCACUCCAUCCUCCUGCGCACUUCGCCCUCGCUGCAGUCCCCCAAGACGCUCAAGGUGUUUGUCAAUCCCCCCGAGGGCUUCGACUUUGACACUGCGUCUGACACGCCGCCAACGCAGGUGCUCGAGGUGGCGCGGACGUCGGAGGUCCAGGAGAUUCCGGUGAAGAGGGUGCUGUUCAACACCACGAGGGCGCUUGCGCUGUUCUUCGAGGAUAAUUGGAGUAUGGGGACGGAGGAGGAGGAGGAGGAGGAGACGAGGGUGGGCUAUUUGGCAUUCAAGGGCGAUUUCUUGAAGUUGAGUCGGGAGGCGGUGAGUGUGCUGUAUGAGAGUGCGGCGAAUCCGAAGGAUCAUCAGAUUGGGGGUGUUGGCGUGGGAGAGGGGGUGGGGAGGAGUAUACAGUGA